AUGGUGGCAGGAUAUUGCAGCAAGGAAUGCCAAAUGAUGGACUGGAAGACACACAAGAAACAGUGCAAAGACAUGUUAAUCGAACGAGUAGCAGCCGCAGUGACACGGAAUUUUGCGGAGGACCCGGCUGUUCCAAAUGACAUUCCGAGACAAUUCAUUGUAUUGCCACCCGAUCUUACUGGAUAUUCCAAGGAUGUCUUAUUGAUGAUUGCCAUUUGGGAUUUUGAAGAGAUCAUGGCGACCCAUGUGCCUCGGCGUGUCUUUGACACUGUGGUUGGGUGCAUCAAAUUGUUUUUCGAAAAGGUGAAGACACCUGGUUCCUUGGUAUCUGAAGAGGAAAUUGCUGAUAUGUGCACUGAUGGAACCAUGCUGUUCAAGAUUGGUUACCCAGGUGUUCGCCUGGCUAGUCAAAUGGAAAUCAAUUCGGAAGAUGGCAACUUUGCUUUGGAUUUUGCAAGCCAGACCCAAAUCCCCAGAGGUUACCAGCUGGACCCACGAAAGAUGCUUGGUGCCCCAGCUCAUGUCAUCUCUAUGUGGGAAAGUGCCAUGGACGAAUUCCGUCGGGAUAAUGGCGAAAAGGAUUGUGAUAAACCUUUCUGGGAAGAGCGCCCCUGGUAG
Seminavis robusta is the source of this 618-nucleotide messenger RNA. NCBI's taxonomy places the organism in Eukaryota, Bacillariophyta, Bacillariophyceae, Naviculales, Naviculaceae. The record is from the annotation of a GenBank genome assembly.